This is a messenger RNA of Achroia grisella, 4170 nucleotides long. Its product is annotated as transmembrane protein 198. The record is from RefSeq and is a predicted model, not a curated record. The transcript has 10 exons. Gene Ontology annotation, cellular component: plasma membrane. NCBI's taxonomy places the organism in Eukaryota, Metazoa, Arthropoda, Insecta, Lepidoptera, Pyralidae. Bases 314 to 1390 code for a protein of 358 amino acids.
GUGCAGUAUUGCACACUAGUCCGUAGCUUUGAGACACAAGUAGAAAACUGGGAAACUCGGAAAAGUGUAGUACCUUUGUUAUUUUUUUUUUCUAACUGUAAAUACAAAAUUUGCACAUUUCAGUAAACGUUUUUUUUUGUAAUGUAUUUAUUAUUUAAACAAUUUUGAUUUUCAUUAUUGUGAACCGUUCAUUAGAUUGUUUUCUUGGUAAUAUAAAUUAACAAUGUGAAAUCGACGUUGUUGGUUGAACGAAAUCUCCACAAAGCUGGACAUCAACGGGGUAUUUGAUUUGAAACAUCUGAAGGAGAAUAAAAUGACAUCGGUCGGUCAGCUAGUUCCGCAGGUGACACGAGGCCCCCCGAACAUGACAACUCCAUUCAAUGGACCCCACAUUGAGGGGUCUUUUUGCACCUCAAUUGAUUAUGAUUAUGACCCCAUUAUAAGUGUCAUAUGUGCUAUGUACAUGGUUUUUGGGACUGUUUAUACACUCUUUGGUUACCGAUGCUUCAAAGCCAGUAUGUUCCUGACUGGUUUCACUUUUGGUUCUGCUAUUGUUUAUUUAAUAUGUCUGCAGGAGUAUCUGAUGCCACCCUAUGGCAAUGUAGGUGUCGCAUUGUGUGCCGGUCUAUUGUUUGGCCUCAUUACAAUGUUGAUACAGUAUGUUGGGCUGUUCAUGACUGGUUUCCACACCGGCCUCCUCCUGGCUGUAGGGGGCUUGGCCAUUUAUGACCAUUUUCUCGAUAGUCGGCCUGCUACAUAUUGGCUAUGUGUGGUGGCAUUGCUUGGUUCCGGGAUAUUCUUUGCUGUCAUCAAUCUAUACUGGAAGAAGGCUCUCACGAUAAUUGGUACGAGUGUGUACGGGGGCGCGGUGAUAGCGACUUCCUUAGACUACUUCUUUGAAAGGAUGGUGAUGCUCAAAUGGUUAUGGGAACGCGCAAAGUUGGAGCCGGUCGUGCUACCACCGUGCCGACUGUCGUGGUUGACCCUCGCUGCAUGGCCUGCCGCUGCGAUCGUUGGGCUUACAGCUCAGUGCGCGCUCACAGCCACCGGAAUAUUCCAUGAGCAGAGUAUAAGUGCACAAAAGCGUCGCCUGAAAGCGCAGCAGGCGCGGCCCGUAACCCGCGAACAGCGCGCCGAGAUGAAGCAACGCAAGUACAGAUAUUUGUACCAAGUGCGUACCGCACACGGUGACGUCAUCUCUCAAUCGUACGUGCAAGCUCUGCAAAAGAAGGCUCAGUGUGGCAAUUGGAGUGGCAGCAGCGGUUGUGCCGGGGGUGAAUGCAGCACCUUGCAGAGUGAUUCUACUCACCUCACGGUUCUGGCUGGAUCCGAGCACGCACCGCCUACAGACUCGGACGAUGAUCUCAAUCAAAUACGCGCCGUGCAUUAGUGCGGCACGCAGGUAAAAAAGUUUUAUCAGACGGAGGGUUGGAGGUUUAUUUUUAAUCUAUGUGUAUCCAGUAUUUUAAGAGAAACCACUCAUAUUAUUAUUAUUAUUAUUGCAUAUUAUGACUAGUUAUUAUUAGUAAUCACAUUUUUGUAUUCAAUGUGAAUUAUUAUAUUACAAUUAUAUUAUACUUGAAUUUAUGUAAGUAACGGAGUUCAAGACCUAAUACUUCGUUUAAAGGCAUCUUAUAUAUUUUUGUGAAAAAUAUAAUAAGUAAUUGUGAUGAAGAUUCUGACGAACAUUCCAAUGAUGCGAUUGUAAUGUGAAUGAUAAUCGAAACUAGAACGUUGACACCGCCCCUCGUAAUAAAUAUAAGCCCUAAUCACUGCCACUAACUUUUUUAUAACUCAUUUUAUAAAAUUACGGUCUUGAACUCCUUGUAAUCGAUAUGGUUGUGUUUAUUUCGAUGAUGGUUAAUUUGGAAUUUUAUAAUUGUAAUUUUACACUACGAUUUAAUUGUAUUGUAAUUGAUUAUUUGAUAAUCUGAAUGUUACAUUGUAAUAAUUGAGAUAAAAAUGGAAUUUUAAUGUUGCAGUUUUACAAAUACUGUACCGAUGGUCGGUCUUAAGUUUCGAUGUUUUGACAAUAUAAAUAUUAGACAGUGGCUAGUACAAUUUAUCGCUGAACAAAGUAUAAUAUGGUAUUUUAAUACGCGUCAAAUUCGAAUAUAUUAAGAUUUGUAUUAGAUCGUUUCGAUAAUAGAUGUAUUAUCUGUUAACGUUAUAGAUUGGUAAAGUAAUGAUUAGAGCGAGACCACAAGGCAAAUUACAGGAGUGCAUGUGUAAUGUAGAUAAUAUUUCUUAGUUGAAUACCAUCUAGGUAUCGCUCAUUUAAAUAUAUAUUGAAAUUUUGCUUUUGUGACACCUAAAUGUAUUUAUUAUGAAAUUCAGCAAGAAAUCUCUUUCAUUGAAUACUGACGCCGCGCCGGCUCAAUAUACAUAUGCUUGGAAACAUAUGCAUUUGGUAUUGUCUGUUUGUCUUGCUCUAACCUGCAGACUGUUAUUUGUUUUACAGUUUGCAUUGCUGAUCUAUGUAGGUAAUAUGUCUAUUAUUUCGACAUUUUUUAAUAGUUGUCAAUAAAUAGAUGUGCGAUAUUGAAUGCUAGUUGCUUCUACCGAUAGAGAAGGAUUAUUGGUACAAAAUUAUACAAGUACAGUUUAGCCUUAAGAUCACUAAUUGGACGCAUACACCUACCUAUAAUGUAUUUUACAUAUUAUUUAUGCGCGUAGCCUACGUUUAAUAUUUUUAUUAUUAUUAAUAUAGGAUUACUGUUUUCUUGCCAGACAUGUACUAUAUGAAACAUUUCUUCUGUCCACUUUCGUCUCAUUUCUAUAUGCUUUAGUUUAUGAGGAAGUGUUUGAGGCGGCACUAUGAGAUUUGGUUUAGACGAACGGGGAACUCUUAUGAAGAGUAUGUAGUUAGAAUUAAGAGAAAGUUAUUGUGACAGCUUUAUGUAAAAGAUUGUUCGGUUAUAUUUUUAUUUAUUCACAAGUCCGUAUGAAUGACUUAAUUUUUGUAAUAAAUUAUGAAAAUGCAAAGCAUGAACGCUUGUAAAAGCUGUAUUGUUUAUGACUCGAUAUAGAGUUGUGCACUCGAGCGCAGUUAUUUGGUGUGUCUCAACAAAUUAGGGAAAGAAAUCUUGUAUGAAAUACAGUUCUAUUGUGGUCCAUUUAUAAAUUGUGGUAAACGCCGUGCUCUAGUGCACAGUAAAUAUUAAUUUCUAUUCAGCAUGUGAUAAGUUUGUUAUUUGGCCAAAGUUUAUUUUAGUUCUAGCAGCGCUAUAAGCAUAAUACAUGUUUUAUUGUUUAAUUUAGAUAUCUCAUUUUGACAAGCACUAUUUUUUAAAUUGUUAAUAGUAAUAUAAAAUUAUAAUAUAUUUUAUAAAUCGUGAUACAUUAAGUGAAUAAUUUGUUCAGUGAACUGACGGUUUGUUUUUAAACAACAUGUAAAGGUAUUUUCAGUAAGUGAGAGAUAAUAAUUUUGAUUUAGUGACGUCAGUUCUUGUGAACAGUUGAAUGGUAAUGGGAGACAUAAUAUGUAUAUAUCGUAAUUGUAAGGUAGAGAUAGAGCAUAGGAAAAAGAUGGCGUAUCUUAGACUUUUACUAUAUUUCUCUCUAUCUAUAAGCAUUGUCCACUCAAUCGCUCAAUUUCUAGUCUUAUUUAAUAUAACAUCUCCCACAAUAGUGAUACUUUAUACAUCACAUUCGCGUACAAAGAGUUUAAUGUUUCCGUACAAACAAAAAAAGUAGUUCCAUUAUUGACUAUUGUUUUUAAUUUAUUUAUGACCGUGGAUACAAGUUCUUCAGUCAAAAUAUUAGAGACUGCGUAAUACGGAAUUAGAUAUGCUAGUGUUUACAUUAGCUCUAUUCACAUAUUUUUGAAGUUAUUAUGUACGUAUAUUUUCUAUUCUAUCUUUUUUUAACUUUUUAUUAUGUUUAUUACAAACUAAAAUAUUAGCCAUGUCUUUAUUUAAAUUUUAUUAAAUACUUUGUUAAUUAUUUUACGUUAUAAAAAAUGUUAUGUUUAUUACUGCGGCGGGUGGUCAAAAGUUUUAUUGUAGAGGUCUACGUAUAAAUGAAGUGUCAUUGUAGGCAUUUAUUAUAUAUCUGUUUUUAUAAAACAGCAUUCGAUUAUGUUAAUUAAUUACCCAUAUAAUCAGUUUAUUGUUAUAUUAUUUAAUAUAAUUUUAAUUUUGUAAUCGACAUGUAUCCCUUUAUAAUUUU